GAUCUUUGGAAGAAGAAAUCAAGAAAAGAAAUGGCUGACCAAACCAGAGAAGCCCUUCUUUCUCGAAAAGGUUGCUCAGAUUUCGGAUUCAAUGAUUCAAGCAUCAUCGAUGACCGUCGUUCCAAGUUCCGUUGUUUCCGAUUUUGCUCCGACGGGAUCACCGCUUCCUGGAAAGCUUUGUACGACAUCGCCGCUAAAUUAUACGAGAUGGGUCGUUCCGAUCGUCGGAAAGUUUACUUUUCCGUCAAGAUGGGCAUGGCUUUAGCUCUCUGUUCUUUCGUCAUCUACCUCAAAGAACCUCUCCGUGACGCUAGCAAGUACGCCGUUUGGGCGAUCCUUACUGUUGUCGUCGUCUUCGAGUAUAGUAUAGGAGCAACAUUGGUCAAAGGAUUCAAUAGAGCUAUAGGAACACUCUCUGCUGGUGGACUUGCUCUUGGAAUAGCUAGACUCUCUGUUUCAGCUGGAGAAUUCGAAGAACUCAUUAUCAUUAUUAGUAUUUUCAUUGCAGGUUUUCUUGCAAGUUAUUUGAAACUAUACCCGGCGAUGAAGUCGUAUGAAUAUGCAUUCAGGGUGUUUUUGUUGACAUAUUGCAUUGUUCUUGUGUCUGGAAACAACUCUAGAGAUUUUUUUAGCACUGCUUAUUAUAGGUUUUUGCUAAUCCUGGUUGGUGCUGGUAUCUGUUUGGGUGUGAACAUAUUUAUACUUCCCAUUUGGGCUGGAGAAGACCUCCAUAAACUAGUGGUUAAAAAUUUCAAGAGUGUGGCCAAUUCCCUUGAAGGAUGUGUUAAUGGGUACUUGCAAUGUGUUGAAUACGAGAGGAUCCCUUCGAAGAUUCUCACUUACCAAGCUUCGGAUGAUCCAUUAUACAGUGGAUACAGGUCUGUAGUCCAAUCUACGAGCCAAGAAGAUUCUCUGCUUGAUUUUGCAGUAUGGGAGCCUCCACAUGGACCAUACAAGACUUUCCACCAUCCAUGGGCAAACUACGUCAAACUUAGUGGUGCGGUAAGGCAUUGCGCUUUCAUGGUCAUGGCAAUGCAUGGCUGCAUUCUUUCGGAAAUUCAGGCAGCUCCAGAAAAAAGGCAGGCUUUUCGUCAAGAACUUCAGAGAGUUGGAAACGAAGGAGCCAAAGUUUUGAGAUUGUUUGGAGAAAAAGUGGAGAAAAUGGAAAAGCUAAGCCCAGGAAACGUUCUGAAGGAUGUUCAAAGAGCAGCAGAGGAACUACAGAUGAAAAUAGACACUAACUCCUUCCUUCUUGUCAACUCAGAAAGUUGGGCUGCUAUGAAAGAGAAAGCCGAAGCCGAAGAAGCGCAACAAAACUAUCACGAAGCCAAAGACGACGAGUCCAAAGUGAUCCAAUCCCUCAGCCAGAUAUGGGACAAUAACAACAACCAUCAUCAUCAGAAUCCACACACUGGUAAUGAUUCUCAGCUAUGGAUUUCAACAGAGAGUAUGAUGCUUAGGAACCGCGAAAACUGGCCAAGCGUCUCAUUCAUAGGCGGUUCUAUGAUCAACGAAAUAGAAUCUAAAGUAUAUGAAAGCGCGAGUUCUUUGUCGCUAGCCACAUUUGCGUCUCUUUUGAUCGAGUUUGUUGCAAGGCUCCAGAAUAUUGUUAACGCGUUUGAGGAGCUAAGCACUAAAGCUGAUUUCAAAGAACAAGUUAGCGAGACACAGAAGGACAUAGAAAAAGCUGGAUUGUGGACCAGACUCAGUAGCUGCUUCAGCUCCAGGGAUUAACAGAAGCACUUGCAGUUAAUUGUGUGGUGAUGUAGUUGAUUUUGUAUAGACAAUCAUAUAUAUUUUUGCUUUGUUUGUCUUGAAAUAAGUUCCUAAUUCCUUU
This is a messenger RNA of Arabidopsis arenosa, 1837 nucleotides long. NCBI's taxonomy places the organism in Eukaryota, Viridiplantae, Streptophyta, Magnoliopsida, Brassicales, Brassicaceae. The record is from the annotation of a GenBank genome assembly.